Diabrotica balteata is the source of this 1241-nucleotide messenger RNA. The record is from the annotation of a GenBank genome assembly. Lineage: Eukaryota; Metazoa; Arthropoda; Insecta; Coleoptera; Chrysomelidae.
UUUGAAAUAACCUAAUUAACCUGAUAUAACCUAAAAUAUGUUUUAUAUGGAAAUAAGAACAAAUUAGAAUCAGUUAUGGGUAAAUUAGAAUUAGUACAAACUCUCAAAAAAGAUAACGGUAGAGUGUGGAAUCUCGACUGGCAUCCUAAAGGAGAUAGCCUAGCCUCCUGUGGUGAAGAAAAAUCCAUCAGAAUAUGGACCAAAGAUUUGACUGGUAAGUGGUCCAAUAGAGUAGUCCUAACAGAUGGCCACAAACGUACAAUAAGGCAGGUCUCUUGGUCACCUUGCGGCAAUUACUUAGCCUCUGGAAGUUUUGAUGCAACAACCUGUAUAUGGGAUAAGAAAAGUGGUGAAUUUGAAUGUAAUGCAACAUUAGAAGGACAUGAGAAUGAAGUUAAAAGUAUAGCUUGGUCGAAAUCGGGACAUUUAUUAGCUACAUGCAGCAGAGACAAAUCUGUCUGGGUUUGGGAAGUAGCAGAUGAAGAUGAAUAUGACUGUGCUGCUGUAUUAAAUGCCCAUUCCCAAGAUGUUAAGAAGGUAAUUUUUCAUCCUGAAAAAGAUCUACUAGCAUCAGCAUCUUAUGACGAUACAAUCAAGCUCUUCCGAGAUGAUCCUAAUGAUGGUGAUUGGGUCUGCUGUGGAACCUUAACAGGUCAUGAAUCAACAGUUUGGAGUAUAAGUUUUGAUAAAACUGGUUCUAGAUUAGCCUCCUGCAGUGAUGAUAAUACUGUUAAAAUAUGGAAGGAAUACCCACCAGGUAAUCCAGAAGGAAUUCCUACACAGGAUGGGGAUUCCACAUGGAAGUGUGUUUGUACAUUGUCAGGACAUCACGAGAGAACAAUAUAUGAUAUACAUUGGUGCCAUUUAACAGGUUUUAUAGUUACAGCAUCUGGAGAUGAUGCAAUUAGAAUUUUCAAAGAAGAUGAAGGAUGUGAUCCUAAUAGUCCCAAUUUUAAUUUAGUUUGUGUAGUUGAUAACGCACAUAAUCAAGAUGUUAAUUGUGUAACUUGGAAUCCUGUAGUGCCUGGAUUAUUAGCUUCUUGUAGUGAUGAUGGAGAAAUUAAAAUAUGGGAAUUUAGGGAAUGAUAUAAUUUUGUGAUAGUUUAUAAAUAUUAAGUAUAAAAAAUAUGUUAUAAAAGUGUUUUUUUUUUAUUAAAUAAUGCACAAACAAAAACAUUAGACAGAACCACUAAACCAGGAGGUAAAAUUGUGUAUUGAACAUUGUGUAUGACAUAUAAGAA